AUGCAUAUACGGACCUAUCUUUUGGCCUUGUGCCAAACGGCAUGGCAGAUUCGUGGUGCUACAGCCUCUGUGUAUCAGAGUCGUGUUCAAGAAGUUGGUACUGUUUUCCCAGCACCCGCUGAAUAUGGCACCUGGCAGAUGGUUCCCUACCAGUACAAAUACUCCACUGGUGUAGUCUAUAGCACUGUCGCUGGUCUCGCCUACAUCCAAACCAUCGGAACAAGCUCUGGCAACGUCGAAGUACAGAUUACCCCGACAAAUUACAGAACCAUUUAUAUCGACGACACCACUGCUUUCACCGAGCAGGACAACGGAGUGUGGGAAUUGGCCGAUUACAAUAACGAUGGAACACUCGAUUUGAUCUACAUCCAGAACCGAAACACCGACUCUGGCAAGGUGGAGAUCACCGUCGCUUCUGGUGCAGCAAACUUCCAAUCUUAUCUCGUGGAGAAUGUUCAGACGGUGUUCGAUGUGCAGGUCGACGGCCGCUGGCAGAUGCUCGAUCUCAACGGCGAUGAUACUCUUGAUCUCGUUUACAUCAAGGAUAGCAACACGGCCUCCAACUACGCUGAGGUCUAUGUCGCGUCAGGAGCUUCACAAUAUGGCACGCUAGUUAGCAAGACCGAAUCGAGUCUCUCUAUUAGCAACGAUGGUACUUGGCUUCUGGCUGAUUAUGGUCUGGAUGGAACAUAUGAUCUGUUUUUCAUCCAGAACAUUAACACAGCCUCUGGUUAUGUCGAAGUGAAUGUUGCCUCGGGUGCUUCUGGUUAUCAGACCAUCGUCCAGAGUGUUCACACCACCUUCUCGGUUGAGAACAAUGGAACCUGGAUGAUGUACGACUGGAACAAGGAUAAUGUUUUAGACCUCAUUUACAUCAAGCAGGACAAUACUGCGGGGUCUGUUGAGGUCCAUGUUGCCUCGGGCGCAAGUUAG
Penicillium pulvis is the source of this 933-nucleotide messenger RNA. RefSeq lists its product as uncharacterized. NCBI's taxonomy places the organism in Eukaryota, Fungi, Ascomycota, Eurotiomycetes, Eurotiales, Aspergillaceae. Bases 1 to 933 code for a protein of 310 amino acids. The record is from RefSeq and is a predicted model, not a curated record. The transcript has a single exon.